AUGAAGACUCUGACUUUCUUCAUUUGCCUUGUGGGAUCAGCUUUUGCUAUUCCGACCUAUCCCUUAAUGUACAAACUUGGAAUCCGUGGGCAGAAAAAUUCAGAAAAGAUAAAUUUCAGGUUCAUGCCAGACAAUUCCCAGGCUGUAACUGUCUCUGAGAAACAACAUGUAGAGAAGAUAUUGACAGCAGGACAAAAUAUUGCAGUACCAAUACUGGGUGAUUCACUAGUUGCAAGCAAAUACGCAACAUUUAUAGAAGGCCAGUUGCCCUCUGCUAAUAGUUAAUUGCAGGUUCGAGAUACUUCUGAAUCUUCAAAGGAGAAAAACACAGAGUCUGAGCAGUAUAUGAACAGCAAUGAUGAUUUAUUCUCAAUUCAGGGCAGCAGUGACAGGGAGGAGCACACAUUGAUGGUGGAUGAUGAAGACAAGGAUGAGUGUAAGACAGCUAACAAUCAGGACAGAAACAGUAGUGAGCAUCAAGUGAAAAGUAGUCUAGGGCGUAUUCACUUCCUUGCUCAGAACAUGGGUGUAAUGCUGGCUUCUGACAGUCAGGAGAGUGUCUUUGAGAGAAGCAGCAGCCAUCAAUCUAAACGUGAGCAUUAUCAGUUCAAGAAUGAUGUUCAGAAAAGCAAUACGGCUAGCGAUGAUCAGGAAAACCCAGGGCAGGGUCUCACAGUUGGUCAGGAACAAGACACAUGGAAAUAUAAUAAAAAUCCCAUUGGACUAUUUGAAAACAACAGUGAAGGUGGUGAAGAAAUGGACGAGGAAGAGGAGGAGGAGACAGAGAAAUGGGCUGAAACUGGCUACCGAGACAGGAGGCAAAAAGCCCAUGUGAAAAUUCAAGAGGAUCUCUACAGGAGUGAGCAGAAUAAAGAUAGCAGCCAAUCUGAUGAAAUGCUGAGAGAUGCCAGUCAGCCUCUCCAGAUAAUUAAGAGGCAGGAUGAGGAAUUUGAAGAGACUGACCAAAAAGAAGAAGAGGAGGAUAAUACCCCAGCACAGUCCCAUAAAUGAGAAGAGGUGACUAUCUCACCAAAAAGUACUGAACAAGAUCAGAAUGCUAAAUGGCAAAGCCAGGAGGAUGAAGAUAGGUUCCAAGAUAGUACCCAGAGCAUUAGUGACCACGAGGAAGUGGUGAAAAGACUGAAUCCACAAAAAGCUGCUGCAUGUAUGGAGGCCAGCAAUGUUGAGGACAACAGUGAUGAUAACAAUGAUGAUGAUUCUAAUAAUGAUGCUGACAGUGAUGAAGAUGAUUUCAACAAAAGCCAGAAGGAAGCAGCCUACCACAAGGGUGAAUGAAUUCAGAGUAAUGAUCACAGAAGCAUCAGUUCUGAGGAGCCGGGGGAAGGAAAGGAUGAAGAUGGUGUGGUGACGAAUGAGACAGAGGAUGACCAAAAUGUCAACAUUAAACACCUCAUUCACUUUGAACAAGAUUAUUAUAGUCAUGAGCCAGCCAUUUCUGACAGUGAGGAACAUGAGAAAAUAACCAGCCUUGUGCAAAGGAGCAUGAACACAAUGGAACCCGAAGAUAGUGUAAGCGUCUUUAAAAAGAUGGGUGAUAAAAAAAAUCCUUUGUGGUUUGUAACAGACAUUCCUCCUUGCACGGACUAUGAAGUGGACCAGUUCCCUCUCCGGAUGAGAGACUGGCUCAAGAACAUCCUCAUGCAGCUCUAUGAGCGUGAUCUGGACAGGUCUGGAUUUCUAUCUGACAAACAGAGGAGUAAAGUCAAGAAAAUUUAUCAGAAUGAAAAACGUCUGAUGGCUGGAGAUCAUCCAGUUGAGCUUCUGUUACAGGACUUUGAGAAAAACUAUCAUAUGUACGUGUACCCAGUGCACUGGCAGUUUAGCCAGCUUGAUCGGCACCCUGGUGACAGGUUAUUGACGCACACAGAGCUUGCUCCUUUGCGAGCUUCUCUAGUUCCCAUGGAACACUGCAUAACUCGUUUUUUCCAGGAGUGAGAUGCUGUCAAGAAUAAGCAUGUCUCUUUGAAGGAGUGGUGCCACUGAUUUGGAAUUAAAGAAGGUAAAGCCAUAAGGCUGAAAGACAGAUGGGUAGGGAGAACUGCUCCCUUCACUCUGGCCAGAACAUCAGGUUAGCUGUGUUCUGAG
Molecule: messenger RNA, 2106 nt
Organism: Chelonia mydas (Green sea turtle)
Lineage: Eukaryota; Metazoa; Chordata; Testudines; Cheloniidae
Gene: SPARCL1
Product: SPARC like 1
Biological process (GO): anatomical structure development
Molecular function (GO): calcium ion binding; extracellular matrix binding; collagen binding
Source: RefSeq, a predicted model, not a curated record